Carica papaya (papaya) is the source of this 938-nucleotide messenger RNA. RefSeq lists its product as uncharacterized. Gene Ontology annotation, molecular function: protein binding. The record is from RefSeq and is a predicted model, not a curated record. NCBI's taxonomy places the organism in Eukaryota, Viridiplantae, Streptophyta, Magnoliopsida, Brassicales, Caricaceae.
AUUUUCUGGUAAUGUUCCUCUAUCAAGAGUUUACGAAACCCAAAUGGCGAAAUUCUCUAAUAAAUUCAGCAUGAAGUCAAAAUAUGGAGCCUUGGCGGUGACUGCGACUCCCAUUGUCAUCUUGGCCGGCAUUUAUGUCGGAAUGGCUUAUGCAAGUCGGUACGCUGGGAAAAGAAAACACAAGGCUAAUGCUCUCGGUAGGUCUGUGUCCAUGGGAGCUCUCCACGGAGGAAAAUUAGCAGUGCGGAGAUUAAUCGACUAUCAAACUUACCGUGCUUCUGAAACUUCCUCCACUGAUGCUGAGAAAGAGUUGAAAGCUUUACUGGAAAUGGAAACGCUGGAUGUUAAAUCUCUUCAGGAGAUUGCUGCGAGGCUAGAGCUGAGUGGAAAAGAAGGUGAAGCCGUUGAGAUACUAAGGAAUGCACUCAAGGAUCCUGAAAUGCAAAAGAAACCACACGAAGCCUACGAGAUGGAAAUGUUGCUCGCAGAAAUGUUGAUCUACAAAGGAGACUAUGCAGGAGCUUUAAAGUGCAGGUGCUUGCAAGAAAAUAAUAUUAGUGAUGCUCGGCGCCCGCUAUACAAGGCCAUAAUCCAUACAAUCCUCCAAGACGAAGAAGACAAGAAAGGCAAAGAAUACUUUGAGGAGUACAAAGAAAUUCAGAGUUGUCUUCACUGGCCACCAGUUUCAUCAGAAGACAAUAGUGAUAUUCAAAGCCUGUAUAUAUCCGACUUUGAACGCUUCGAGAAGGCAGUUCGUGUCCUCAAAGAUGAUAUCGAAAUGGCAAAGCUGCGCAGUGAUAGAUAGUCUUUUCCGACUUGUAUAUGUUUUUAGCUACUUUGGCAAAACCUAAUAUUUGGAAACUCUUUUUCUUUUUCUUCUCCAAUUGUGCAAAAUAGAUGGAAACUGAAAUGUUCAUUGGUACACUCUAACAAAUGAA